Messenger RNA from Parnassius mnemosyne (clouded apollo), 654 nucleotides. The record is from the annotation of a GenBank genome assembly. Lineage: Eukaryota; Metazoa; Arthropoda; Insecta; Lepidoptera; Papilionidae.
AUGGGUAAGACGAGCAAAGUUGUAGUAUGUGGGAUGAAAGGGGUUGGCAAAACUGCGAUCUUAGAACAGCUGAUAUAUGGAAACGUGAAUCUGAAGUCUUGCUUCUAUCCAACUAUUGAGGAUAUUUAUGUUGCGAACAUAGAAACCGACAGGGGGACAAAGGAACGUGUUUGCUUUUACGACACUGCGGGGCUGGAGCCGCCGCUAACAGGCGAGUUAAAAGGUCCGCCACAAUCUCCUACAAUGCAGCUUACGGCCAAUCAGGUGUUACAGCGACACUAUCUCGGCUUUGCUGAGGGUUUUGUUAUGGUUUAUGAUACCACAAGGCCUGAGUCGCUCGAUGUUCUUAUGUACUUAAAGAAGGAUAUUGAUAGGAAUAAGGACAAAAAAGAGGUAGUCAUGUUAGUAAUUGGAAAUAGAACAGGUCCAGAUGACGUUAACAGCCUUGAGAAUACUUGUUCAAAGGCCUCUAAUUGGUGCGCCCGGGAGAAGAUCCGACAUUUUGAAGUUUCUGCUAUGGAUCGUCCUUCUUUGUACGAACCUUUUAUAUUUAUGACGUCUCGUUUAAAUCCAGUCCAAAAUAAAACUACUUUUCCUCAGCUAAGCACGUUGAGCAAACUUACACAGAAAAAUAAUAAGAGUGAAGCCAUGUAA